AUGAUUAAUCCUCCCUGGGCUUCUUCUUUUAAAAAUUCUUUUGUUGAAUUUAUUGCUCCUGGCCCUUCGGACCACUGUAUGGCUCUGGCUUGGAUCAAUAAAGAAACUCAAACCACUAGGCCUAAGCCUUUUAAAUUCUUCAACUUCUGGACUAAACAUCCUAACUUUCUUGAACAAAUCACUAAAUCUUGGCAACAACUUACCCAAGGAAACCCUAUGCAAAGAUUGUUUAUUAAGCUUAAACGCCUAAAGCCUAAUUUGAAAAAACUCAACAAGGAUAAUUAUAAUGACAUCUCUGCUAAGGUUAGACUUAAGAGGAGUGAGCUGGAGCAAAUUCAAAUUUCUACUCUUAAUGAUAACAAUUCUUUUGAUGAAGAAUUGAGAAUCCAAAAGGAUCUUAAUGAUUUAGAGGACAUGGAAUAUAUGUUCCUCAAACAAAAAGCUAAAGUGCAAUGGGUUAAGGAUGGAGACAAAUGUACCAAACUUUUUCAUACUGCCAUUGCCUCUAAACAUAAAAGAGACACAAUAAGGGUUCUUAUUAACAAUGAGGGGAGAAGAUUAGAGUCUUAUGAUGAUAUGGCAAAUGAAAUUCUUGACUCCUUCAAUUAUCAACUUGGUAAAAUUGAUCCUACGGUUAUUCCUCCUGAUCCUUCUUUCUUGAGAAAUUUACUUCAGUUCCAUGUUCCUAAUGAGGUUGCUACUGAUUUGGUUAAAACUGUGUUACUUCUGAAGAGAUCAAAGAGGCUUUAUUUAAUCAAGGGAAUGAUAAAGCUCCUGGACCUGAUGGGGGAAGAUUUUGUUAAUGCUGUUAAAUUUUUCUUUAAAGAAACUGCUAUCAUUCCUGCUUUUAAUUCCACCAUUAUUGCCCUGAUUCCUAAAAUCCAAAACCCUAGCAAAGUGAAGGAUUACAGACCUAUAUCUUGCUGCUCGGUUGUGUACAAAACUAUUUCAAAAAUUCUUGUUAAAAGAAUGAAUGAGCUGCUGCCUGACCUUGUUUCACUCAACCAAACUGCUUUUGUGAGAGGUAGAUCCAUUAUUGAUAACACUCUUCUUGCUCAAGAAUUGGUAAAAGGAAACCUUGAUUCUAUUAUGGGGGUUAUCAGUGUCCUCAAUCAUUUCUAUGUUCUAUCUGGUCUGAACUUAAAUGUUAGAAAAACUGAAUUUUUUGCUGCUGGUAUUUCGAGCAGAAUUCUUGAUUCCAUUAAAUCCGCCACUGGUUUCAAACAAGGCUUUCUUCCGGUAAGGUAUCUUGGUGUUCCACUGGUCACUAGGAAAAUAACUGAAAAAGACUGUCAUCCUCUCUUUGAUAAUAUUAAACAAAGACUUCAUCAAUGGUCUGGAAAAAAUUUAAGUUAUGCUGGGCGUCUAGAGCUUAUUAAAACUGUUUUACAUAGUGUUAUUAACUUCUGGAAUAGACAAUUUAUCUUUCCUCAGAAAGUUAUCAAUAGACUUGAACAGCUUUGCUCUAGAUUCCUUUGGAAAGGUAAUGAUACUACUGCCAAAGGUGCUAGGAUUAGCUGGGAUCAAAUUUGUUGCCCCAAAUCUGAAGGAGGACUCGGCUUGAAGGACAUUCGCUCUUGGAAUAAAGCCUGUAUGAUUCAACUUAUCAGAAAAAUUUUGGCUGGACAGGGAUCUUUAUGGGUAGCUUGGAUUUACUGCUAUGUUUUUAAAAAUAAUGCUAUAAGUGACAUAAGUGCUACCACUUCCUAUAGUUGGACCAUCAGAAAACUUUUAAAACUCAGGAAUGAUACUACCUCAACGAUUGCUGUUGGAAUCUCGAUUACUAAAGACAUCUGGGAAGAUAUCAGAGUUCCAAGAGAAAAGGUUUACUGGCACAAAGUGAUUUGGUUUCCUCAUCAUAUUCCUAAAUUCAGCAUGAUCACUUGGAUGGCUAUUCUGGAUCGUCUUCCAACUCGUGACAGACUCUUUAGGAUGGGCAUUACUUCUGACAUAAUAUGUGUUCUGUGUAAUGAGAUAAAUGAAUCCCGAAAUCAUCUUUUUUUUACUGUUCUUAUGCUUCUUCUCUUUGGAACUCUAUUAUGA
Molecule: messenger RNA, 2043 nt
Organism: Hibiscus syriacus
Lineage: Eukaryota; Viridiplantae; Streptophyta; Magnoliopsida; Malvales; Malvaceae
Exons: 3
Coding region: 1-2043 (680 amino acids)
Source: RefSeq, a predicted model, not a curated record